AUGGCGAUCUGUACUUAUAACGCACGUACGCUUGCAUCGGAAGCGGCCAUCGAAGAUCUGAAGAUGCAAGCCAAGAAGAUCAAGUACGACGUCAUCGGACUGACCAAGACGAGACGACGUCACCCUCUCAACGCCGUAUAUGAAACUGGAGAAGAACUGUUCAUAGGAACAUGCGACAGUAGAGGUGUUGGUGGAGUUGGCGUCCUCGUCAACACGAGUAUGGCAAAGAACAUCGACUCUUUCGAACAACGUACGAUCCGAAUCGGACGUCUGCGGAUGAGAAGAUGUGGUCCAACACCAGCUUUGACUAUCUUCGUCGCUUACGCUCCAACAUCAAGCUACGAAGAAGAAGAAGUCGAAGCUUUCUAUAUGGACCUGGAGAAGUUCUACCGAGAAGACCAUGCCUUCUACAAGGUCAUAAUUGGCGAUUUCAACGCUAAGGUUGGCCCAAGAAGAACGCCGGAGGAACUUCACAUCGGGACCCACGGCCUACAAUGGAAUGACCAGGAAGAGAGGCUCUCCGAGUUCAUCAUGACGACUAAGACCAUCCAUGGGAACUCGCAAUUCCAGAAGCCCUCCUCUCUACGCUGGACGUGGGAGUCACCCGGUGGAGGGUACCGUAAUGAAAUAGGCCACAUCAUCGUCAAUAAAAGGUUCUGCCUGACGGACGUCGGAGAGCUGAGAAAGCCGCCAAGUUCAGAGAGAGAAAUCCCAGGACUACCAUCAACUGGGAUUUCUUCGCUAGCCGGCUUUUGGAAAGAUUCCGCAAUGGACAACAUCGACGAGGAAUAUGACCAGCUUGUUGAACACCUUCACGACUGCGCGAAGAAGGCUGAGAGUUUUAAAACCACCAAGAGGCGCCUGUCUCUUGAAACUCUUGAGCUGAUACGCCAGCGUGGAGCAGUACGAGCCGCAGGGAACCAAGAACUCACGUCCAAGCUCGAAAGGCUUUACAGAGAGGCAAUAAAGGAAGACCUUAAAGAGAGAAGAGCAGAAGUGCUGGCUGAAGCUGCAGCUGCAGGUGGGAAAAAGCAUCCGCUAUGCCCGUCGGGACUUCGCCAGUCGCAAGACGAGGAUGGCUGCUCUCCGAAACCCAAAGGGAACGGCCAUUGCAUCGAGAAGGGGGAUGGAGAAAAUCAUCUACGACUUCUACUCUGA
Molecule: messenger RNA, 1158 nt
Organism: Necator americanus (New World hookworm)
Lineage: Eukaryota; Metazoa; Nematoda; Chromadorea; Rhabditida; Ancylostomatidae
Exons: 2
Coding region: 1-1158 (385 amino acids)
Molecular function (GO): catalytic activity
Source: RefSeq, a predicted model, not a curated record